This is a messenger RNA of Hibiscus syriacus, 877 nucleotides long. RefSeq names its product E3 ubiquitin-protein ligase RMA1H1-like. The coding region runs from base 145 to 843 and encodes 232 amino acids. The record is from RefSeq and is a predicted model, not a curated record. Gene Ontology annotation, molecular function: metal ion binding; ubiquitin protein ligase activity; ubiquitin-like protein conjugating enzyme binding. The transcript is spliced from 2 exons. Gene Ontology annotation, biological process: ubiquitin-dependent protein catabolic process. Lineage: Eukaryota; Viridiplantae; Streptophyta; Magnoliopsida; Malvales; Malvaceae. Gene Ontology annotation, cellular component: endoplasmic reticulum.
AUCUCUCUCUCUUAAAUUAUUAUACAUUGUUUCUUUCGAAGAAGAACAUCAGAUUCUCCAUUACAAACAAAAAUAAAAGCUUCCUCUGUUUUGUUUUAAAGUUCACAUAGAGGAGAAUUAUCAGCUAACUGAUUUUGGCAGCAAAUGGCCAUGGAGCAGUGCUCGGAGAAGUGGAACGAUUCGCCUGUUACUGAUGAUAAUCCGACGACAGCCUUCGACUGCAACAUCUGCCUCGACUCGGUUCAGGAUCCGGUGGUCACGCUUUGUGGCCACCUCUAUUGCUGGCCCUGCAUCUACAAAUGGCUUCAUUUUGAGGACCAAGGCUGGAAACAGCACCAAUGUCCUGUAUGCAAGGCUGAAGUAUCGGAUGCCACAUUGAUUCCGCUCUACGGCCGGGGCGUAACAACUAAGGAAUCUAAGACCGAGACUUCCCGAUUCGGUAUGAACAUACCGAAGCGGCCUCUCGGUCCUAACUGGGACAUUGGCACGAUACAACGAUUGCCGAAUUCUACCAACAGUAUGCAGUUUCAUCAUCAUGGAUAUUCAUAUCAACCACAAGUGUACUACCCCGGACAGGAUGGCUAUCCAGCUUCGGCGGUGCUAAGUACCGGUGGCAUGUCGAUAAAUGUACCGGAUCCAGUGAUCCGAAUGUUCGGCGAAAUGGUAUACACUAGAGUAUUUGGGGACUCAGAUAGGAACUUUUAUACGUAUCCGAGCUCGUACAAUCUAGCUGGGAUCACUAGCCAUAGGAUCAGACGGCACGUAAUGCAAGCAGAUAAAUCACUGGGAAGGCUAAGUGUUUUCCUCUUCUGCUGCUUAUUCCUAUGUCUACUUUUGUUCUGAACUUCCUUCUCCAUUUCCCAUUUCAGACACUGUA